UGCUGUCCACACCAUAUACCCAGCCUCCCAUGGUUGUGUUGUCGAUCCAGCCGUGGGUUUUCCAGUUUGUAUGUACAUUGAAAGCCUUGGAUAACAUAUUUAAUUACUUUUGUGUCACAAUGAAAGGAUAUCAGUGACUUGUGGGAGAAAAGGUUUCCUUGAACUCCUCGGAAUGGACAACAAUUCCCCCAGUUUGCUGAAAUGGCAAGACUACGCCACAAAUUCAAAUAAACAUUGUUGAACGUCUUUAAAACCCGUGAGAACGUUUCAAAAGCCAUAGCAUGGAGAGUACCUCUGCAGAUGGGGGUGGCUUCCUCUCCAGAAUGGCCCUCAAUGACAACAAGGCUGGGAUGGAAGGUCUCGAUCGGGAAAGAAUCAACAAGAUCAUCAUUGAGUCCUCAAAGGGCUCUAGGUUCUAUGAGAACGAGGCUAAAAAAGAGCUGCAGGUGAACCAGCGCAUUGAAAAGAUGACGCUCCAGAGGGCUCAGAUCACCGAACAGCAGCUUCAGAAAGCACACACUCAGGUAGAGAAGAUGGUGAAUGAGCUGGACAUGAGUCGAGAUCUCAGCCGUCUCAUCGUGCACGUGGACAUGGAUGCGUUCUAUGCCGCGGUGGAGAUGAGGGAUUGCCCCGAGCUGAAGGACAAACCUAUGGCUGUGGGAUCCAUGAGCAUGCUCUCAACAUCGAAUUACCAUGCAAGGAAAUUUGGUGUUCGUGCUGCAAUGCCAGGCUUCAUCGCCAAAAAGCUCUGCCCCAAUCUGGUCAUUGUCCCAUGCAACUUUGAUAAAUACAGAGCUGUGAGCAAUGAGAUCAGAAAGAUCUUUGCAGCGUAUGACCCUAAUUUCAUGCCCAUGAGUUUGGACGAGGCCUAUCUGGAUUUCACAGACCACCUGGAACAGAGGAUUAGCUGGCCCGAAUCCUUACGUACACACUGCCUGCACACCGACAUCACUGAGACAGGUGAACUGCAAAGCAAAGUUCCCCAGGAGUCUGAGCCGUGCGUGGAGAACCUCUCCCCCCUUUUGUUUGAGGACAGCCCCAGUAGCACGCCCAGCUUGCCUCCCUCGGGUGAGAAGGUGGAGUCUGGUGGAGGCUCGGAGGUGUUUGGGACCUGCGUGGAGGAGGCGGUGAGGGAGAUGCGCUUCCGCAUCGAGCAGAAGACCACACUGACCGCCAGUGCAGGCAUUGCUCCAAACACGAUGAUUGCCAAGGUGUGCAGUGACAAAAACAAGCCCAACGGCCAGUACAGAGUCCCCUCCAACAGAGAGGCAGUCAUGGACUUCAUCCAGACCCUGCCAGUCCGCAAAGUUUCUGGCAUAGGGAAAGUAAGUGAGAAGAUGCUGAGCAGUCUGGGCAUCACUACCUGUGCUCAUCUUGGCCAGCAGAUGGCUCUGCUCUCCCUGAUGUUUUCAGAGACGGCGUGGCAUCACUUCAUGAGGAUUUCCUUGGGUCUAGGCUCCACUCACAUGGAAAGGGAUGGAGAAAGGAAAAGCAUGAGUACAGAAAGAACAUUUAGGGAGAUGAGUGUGGCGGAGGAGCAGCUGUCUCUGUGCAGGGAGCUCUGUGAAGACCUGGCAGCGGACAUGAAGAAGGAAGGACUCCGGGGUAAAACGAUAACGUUGAAGCUGAAGAAUGUGAAGUUUGAGGUGAAGUCCCGGGCGUGCACUCUGCCCUGUGCUGUCGCCACGACUGAUGAGAUUUUUGCCGCCGCCAAGGAUCUCUUGAAAACCGAGAUGGAGAAUGUCAGUCCUCAGCGGCUCCAGCUGAGGCUCAUGGGCGUUCGAAUCUCCACCUUAGUGAGCGCAGAUGACAAGAAGCCCCAGCAGAAAAGCAUUGUGGGCUUCCUCCAGCAGGGCUCCUCCGGCCCGUCCCAUGGUAUCGUUCCAAACUCUGUGAAAGAGACCGCCUCCCACCUCCCCAUGGAGCGUCCUCCCCCUGCUGGCAGUCAUAUACUGGAGCAGCUUCCCCAGAAAGUCCCCAAGCUACAGGGUCUCCCAUGGGCGGCAGGGCAGACGGGGGCACAAGUCUCAGUGGCCGGUGAGAACCAGCCACAAUCUUUCUUCCAGAAGGCCUACGCCAAGAAGCUGAGUCUCCAGGUUAAGAGCUUGAGCGAGACGGACAAAGGGCGGGGCAGUGUUUGCUCUGGGUUGACCCAGCCAGCAACGGACAAUCCAAAGAGCCGUGGCGCCGCGAUAGAGAUGCAUGAGUCAGCGCAAGGUCUUUUGGGAUCAAGUGGAAACUCAUCCAUCACACGUGAGGAACCUGUCCGUGUGGCCCCCCCAGAGGCCAGCGCUUCCACCUCCGGCGCCGCGGCCCCGGACCCUGAGACCCUUACCUGUCCCGUGUGCUUUGGGGAGGUGAGGACCACGGACCUCCAGGUGUUCAACAGACACAUAGACCUGUGUCUCAGCGGUGUCGCCACUGAGACACCCACAGAUACGGACUCGGAGUCGGACGGAGACGGAGGUCCGAAGGGAUUUACCGUCAUAGACGAGGGGGUCCCGGGGAAAGGCGAGGACAAAGAGAGGCAGAAGAGGUCAAACCCGGAGGACGCCCUCAGUGCUUUUAAGACGUGCGACGCUUUACGUGGUCCUAGUGUAACUCGGGCGGAGGACACGGGGGAUCCAGGCGCUAAGGAACGGCGCAGCGGAGACAAGCCCCUGUUGGACCACCACGGCUCUAGAAGGGUGCAUUCGCCUCAGAGGGCCUCUUCGUCGCACCGCGGUGACCCAGCAACGCAGAGCUCACGCCUCGAGGCGCCGCCCGGCCACGAAGGCUCCACCCUCAUCUGCCCUGUGUGUCAGGUCCCCCAGAACACCCAUGACCUCACCGUCUUCAAUCACCACGUCGACCUCUGUCUGAACCAGGAGGUGCUGCACAUGCUCGCACCACCCUCAUCGUCGUCGUCUUCUACUAUGCGACCUCCGGUCACGGCUAAAAGGGGGCAAGAACUACACACGGCACGACCAAACAAAGGCAAAAGCAAAAGGCGAGGCCCACCUGCUUCCCCUCCUGCUAAGAAAGCCAAAGGCCGGGGCUCCCAGAACACCAUUGACAAGUUCUUCAUGUGACACAAUG
Messenger RNA from Gadus chalcogrammus (walleye pollock), 3078 nucleotides. It is a transcript of the gene polk, whose product is annotated as polymerase (DNA directed) kappa. Lineage: Eukaryota; Metazoa; Chordata; Actinopteri; Gadiformes; Gadidae. Gene Ontology annotation, cellular component: nucleus. The transcript is spliced from 15 exons. The record is from RefSeq and is a predicted model, not a curated record. The coding region runs from base 282 to 3071 and encodes 929 amino acids. Gene Ontology annotation, molecular function: DNA-directed DNA polymerase activity; damaged DNA binding. Gene Ontology annotation, biological process: error-prone translesion synthesis.